Hemiscyllium ocellatum (epaulette shark) is the source of this 457-nucleotide messenger RNA. RefSeq names its product NADH:ubiquinone oxidoreductase subunit B3 (gene ndufb3). Bases 63 to 332 code for a protein of 89 amino acids. NCBI's taxonomy places the organism in Eukaryota, Metazoa, Chordata, Chondrichthyes, Orectolobiformes, Hemiscylliidae. The record is from RefSeq and is a predicted model, not a curated record. Gene Ontology annotation, biological process: mitochondrial respiratory chain complex I assembly; electron transport chain. Gene Ontology annotation, cellular component: mitochondrion. The transcript is spliced from 2 exons.
GGCGCUUCCGGCUCACUCGGUGCGUCGUUGUUUCCGGGUCAGCUGGAGGGCGCGCUCUGACCAUGGGGACGGGCCCGGAGCUGGCGGACACCCGGAGCUGGAAGGUCGAGGGGACCCCGCUCGAGCUGGUGCAGGAGAGGUUGCGGAGACGGGGCCUGAGCGACCCGUGGGCCCGUAAUGAAGCCUGGCGGUUCAACGGAGGCUUUCGUAAACCUAUCACCUUCACCAAUGUCUUUUCUCGAGGCAUCAAAUGGGGAUUUGCAGCAUUUGUUGUGGCUUUGGGUGUUGAGUAUGCACUAGUUUCUCCCAAGAAAAAUGGAGGACAUCACUAAUGAAUGAAGACUGAAGAGCUUUGAAAUUAUGUAAAGCUCUCUAUCUCUCCUUUCCAGUCAGUGAGCUGUAACCAAUGUACGAGACAAGAAGCACAUGUCUUUACAGAAUAAAAUAAUUAACUGAA